Suillus fuscotomentosus is the source of this 681-nucleotide messenger RNA. RefSeq lists its product as uncharacterized. The record is from RefSeq and is a predicted model, not a curated record. The coding region runs from base 1 to 681 and encodes 226 amino acids. Lineage: Eukaryota; Fungi; Basidiomycota; Agaricomycetes; Boletales; Suillaceae. The transcript is spliced from 5 exons.
AUGUUUGUCCAUGGGUACCCUGAAUUAGUCGAAAAGAACCAGGUCUCAACACAAACUCUGUUAACCGUCACUGAGAAACGCGGUAUGGACGCAAUCAAAGAACAUCUUCAAGUAGAUGAGCUGUAUGCUUUGCAGCUCAGUGCCUUGGUGGAUGCAUGCAUCCCUAUAAUGCGCCGCAAGCUGAAAGAUGAUGCUUGCACAAAUGUCGAUGGCUACUUCUGCCUUGGGCACAAGGACUUCGCAAAGGCAAAAAAAUUGAUGGAAAAGCUUGUUUACAUUUACAUGAUGAAGUUUGAUGUCAGCAAUAAUGCCACGCCCAUCAGGAACAGGCCCUACCAGGGUGAACUCCUCAUAUUGUUGAUAUCUAACCAGCUCUUUCAUAGCUUAAGGGCCAUUGGUGUGAAAUUCGCGUCACACUUUGUUGAAAUCGCCAAGAACAAGUUGAAGCAUCCCAAAAUUCCGAUACCUUUGCUCACACUGGUGGCAACAGCAGUAUUGUACUUGUCUUUACUCUGUUUAUUCCGCUCUUUUGUGGAAGUUGCUUGGUUCACCAGGGAAGUUCAACUUCUCGGGAAACCAAUUCAGCAAAGUUUACAGCUACCAUGUCAACUCUCCACUUCCUUCCAAUGCACUCUUCAGCUGGAAGCACAAGAAUGGUCGCCGGCCUUUGACCAGGUCUGA